Molecule: messenger RNA, 1290 nt
Organism: Anopheles coustani
Lineage: Eukaryota; Metazoa; Arthropoda; Insecta; Diptera; Culicidae
Product: phospholipase B1, membrane-associated-like
Exons: 6
Coding region: 1-1290 (429 amino acids)
Biological process (GO): phospholipid metabolic process
Molecular function (GO): glycerophospholipase activity
Source: RefSeq, a predicted model, not a curated record
AUGAUCCUGCGACAGUGUCGCCCGGUGCUCCGAAGAAGCGUGCUGGUGUUGGUGUUGCUGGCGGUGACGACGUCGGUCUAUGGUGCGACCAUACCAAGGACUGGCUACGUGGAUCCAACAGACCAGACGACGCUACUGGAUGGCACCGCUAUGCGAGCCGUGUUCCGGUUCCUGCGCACGUGGAUGUUCAACGUCGUGGGCCGGACGGGCGAACGCACCAGUGGAUCCUUCCUCCAGGACCGGGUACCUCCGGAAGUGCCAUUUCCGUGCAACGUUUCGCUGGGCAGAAGUCCCAGGGUGCCAACGAGUGUUCACAAGCUGCGACCAGGUGAUAUCAACGUGAUAGCGGCCAUGGGUGAUUCGCUGACGGCCGCCACCGGGGCGUCCGCGUCCGGCUUCUUCGACCUGUACAUGGAGAACCGGGGGCUGGCGUGGAGCAUCGGCGGGCAGUGGGACUGGCGCAACGUGACCACCCUGCCGAACAUACUGAAGGUGUUCAACCCGAAGCUGGUAGGCUACUCGUACGGUGACGCGUACCCGUUUCACCCGGACACACAGUUCAACAUGGCCGAGAUCGGAGCCGUCUCGUACGACAUACCAUACAUGGCACGGGCCAUGGUGCAGCGCAUCCGGCGCGAUCCGCGCGUUGACUGGAAGCGCGACUGGAAGCUGGUGACGAUCGCGAUCGGUGGCAACGAUAUCUGCUCGUUCGUCUGCACGAUGCGCUUCCCGGAGCAGCUACCGGCCAAGCACCGGUUGCGGCUGCUGAAGACGCUGCGCUAUCUGCGCGACAACAUGCCGCGCACCUUCGUCAACCUGGUGUCGGUGCCGAGCGUGGCGAAGGUGGUGAUGCUGCAGCGGAAACCGUUCGCAUGCCAAUCGCUGCACCAUGGCGAGUGCUCCUGCUGGAUCGGCAAGCUGUACAACCAGAGCGAUGCCACGAGGGAAAGGUGGGCCAGGAUACAGACGCAAUACAUACAAAUGGAGAAGGAGGUUGCUGAAUCUCCGGAAUUUCGUGGUUUGGAUGAAUUUGCCGUUGUUUAUCAGCCAUGGUCACUAAACGUUACGAUGGAAAUGAAUGGCAAGGAUGUGGAUUAUUCGCUUCUCUCCUAUGAUUGUUUUCAUAUGAGUCAGAAGGGAAAUGCCUAUGCCGGCACCGCACUGUGGAGCAACAUGCUCGAACCCGUCGGCAAGAAGUCGUCCAACUGGCGGCCGAUCUUCAAGAGCUUCAAAUGCCCAACCAAGGAGGCGCCGUAUCUCUACACGUACGAUAACAGUGGGCGAAGUUAG